GUCUACAAACUGCCGGUCGGCGGUAAAACCAAAAAUACCCGCUCUAGAUCGCAGUCAACCGCUUUUCUCUCUCUUUCUCCGGUGAAUCCAGUUCUUGAGCUGAUCAAUAAUCAAUUCAAUGAAUCAAUUCAAUGAAUCAUUGAUAUCAUAUCCAUCUCAAUCAUCUACAUUCUUCUAAUUUCUUUUCUUCAAUGGCUUCGAUCCGAAGAACUUUAUCUCCUUAUCACAAUCACAAUCACAAUGCUUCCUUUUCCCUGCCUCCAUCGCCCAAAUUCUCAUCCUCCUCUCAACCAUCCACCUUUUUCCUCUCUCUCCGCCGCUUUCUUGACGGAGACUUUCUCCGCCGGACUUCUCGAAAACCUCACCACAAAUGGAAAAGAUCAUUCUACGCUUGCUUCUUGUUCUUCUUCCUAGGGUUUCUAUUCGGCGUCAUGCCUUUUGGUCAAGUCGACGAUGAUGAUGUUCAAAUUCAAAAGCAUGAUUUCUCCUUCGGAAACAUCCGCCCUCCGACCCUGGAAACGACGACGGGCAUCAAGGAGUUGAUUGUUGAUAGGGUAACAGUCUCUCAUCCUGAGAAUUUUGUAGUGGAUAAGGUGGAAUUGGCUGUUGAUGGAAGGUUAAAAGCAGUGAAUGAUAGAUAUGAUUUCAUUCCAAGGAAACAGUUGAUUGUUAUCACUCCUACUUAUAAUAGGGCAAUGCAGGCGUAUUUCUUGAAUAGAUUGAUUCAGGUUCUUAGACUAGUUCCACCUCCACUUGUUUGGAUUGUCGUUGAGAUGAAUUCUCAAUCAAUGGAAACUGCUGAGAUACUUAGGCACAGCGGUGUUAUGUAUAGACACUUAGUUUCCGUUCAAAAUUCGACAAACAUAAAGGAUAGAGGUGUUCAUCAGAGGAAUAAAGCUCUCGAUCAUAUUCAGCUACACAAACUUGAUGGGAUUGUUUAUUUCGCAGACGAUGAUAAUAUCUAUUCACUCGAGUUGUUUGAGAGGCUAAGAGGAAUAAGCCGGUUUGGUACAUGGCCUGUUGCAAUGCUUGAAGAAGGGAAGAACAAGGCGAUGUUGGAAGGUCCUGUAUGCAGCAAUGUAAGUAAAGUGAUUGGAUGGCAUACAAAUGAAAAAAGCAGAAGACUGCGUAGAUUCCAUGUUGAUAUGUCGGGGUUUGCAUUCAAUAGCACGAUAUUAUGGGAUGAUCCAAAGAAAUGGAAACGUCCCAAUUCAAAACCGAUUCGCCAACUUGACACGGUGAAAGAGGGUUUCCAGGAGACGACAUUUAUAGAGCAAUUGGUUGAAGACGAGAGACAAAUGGAGGGUUUGGCUGGUGGUUGCUGGAGGAUAAUGAAUUGGCAUCUUCAUUUGGAUCCAGGACAAGGGUUUGGCUAUCCUAAAGGGUGGCAAUUAUGGAAAAAUCUUGAUAUGAUCAUCCCUGUUUAAGUAAAGCAACAACAGUUUAAUAGUGAGUGUUGUAAUUUCAAAAGAGCACCAGGAAACAGGGCAGCAGCAGUUUAUUGGAUGGAACUGGUUAUGAUUGGGUUUUAUACACGAUCAGAGACAGACGUCUAUCUCUCGAUUCUUUGACGAUUCGCAUCUUGGAGAGCGAUCACUCAGCAUCAUCAUCACUUAAUUUUGUGGUUUGAUCAUUUUUCAUGAUUGAAAAUAUUUCUAUUCUUUCAAGUAGUUGUAGUAACUAGUAACAGAGAGCAUUGUUAAUUCCCAUUGUCAUCGAUUUCAGACAUACUUGGUUUUGCUUA
Impatiens glandulifera is the source of this 1744-nucleotide messenger RNA. RefSeq names its product probable beta-1,4-xylosyltransferase IRX9H. Gene Ontology annotation, biological process: glucuronoxylan biosynthetic process; plant-type secondary cell wall biogenesis. Lineage: Eukaryota; Viridiplantae; Streptophyta; Magnoliopsida; Ericales; Balsaminaceae. The record is from RefSeq and is a predicted model, not a curated record. Gene Ontology annotation, cellular component: Golgi membrane. The transcript has 3 exons. Bases 192 to 1427 code for a protein of 411 amino acids. Gene Ontology annotation, molecular function: galactosylgalactosylxylosylprotein 3-beta-glucuronosyltransferase activity; xylosyltransferase activity.